Messenger RNA from Vespa velutina, 420 nucleotides. Its product is annotated as glycine-rich cell wall structural protein-like. The transcript is spliced from 3 exons. The record is from RefSeq and is a predicted model, not a curated record. Bases 1 to 420 code for a protein of 139 amino acids. NCBI's taxonomy places the organism in Eukaryota, Metazoa, Arthropoda, Insecta, Hymenoptera, Vespidae.
AUGAUGUUGGGUGUCACGCUGAUCUUGUUACUUAUCACUUCGCUAUUGAACUUAAGUGAGGCUGGACACGGAGGAAAGCAUCAACAUGUGGUGAUCCAUGUACCAUAUAAAAUCAAACACAUAUACCACACCCAUACAAUAACAAAGCAUAUACAUCACGGAGGUGGAGGAGGUGACAAAUACGAAGUUUUGGGCUAUACGGUCGGUCAUCCGAUCGAUUUAGGAGGUCAUGGAGGUGGUGGAGGUGGUGGACAUGAUUUCGGUGGUGGCGAUUAUGGAGGUGGUCAUAUUGAAGUUGGAGGCGGCGGCUAUGGAGGCGGAGGAGGACAUGGUGGAUGGGAAGAAAGCGGAGGUGGCUACGAUCUAGGUGGUGGAGGCGGUGGUUAUGGUGGUGGUGGUGGUGACUGGGGUGGUCACUGA